AUAGCAUAUCUCCAUGAUCUAUUAUAUCCUCAGUUGAUAAAUCCUCUAGGCUUUUUAUCUUAUUUGGUGUUGGGAUGCUUUAAUAAUCAUCUGUGGUUUUUCUUUUUCCUGUUGUUUUUUAAUAUACUAAUUAGGUCUUUCCUUCCAACUCCUAUGGCGGGAGAAACAUCAUGGAUCAGCCACUAUGAUGACAGACAAAGGGAUACUGGGGAGUUUGAUUCAUUUUCAGAACCCAUUGAGGAAGCUGAAAAGGAAGCAACUGCUGUUUCUGUGGAUGUCAUUUUGCCUGAUGACUUGUUGGCACGAAUCCUAGCCUGUCUUCCCAUCGCAAGCAUUUUUAGAGCUGGUUGUGUGUGUAAAAGAUGGCAUGAAAUUGUUUCUUCAGAGAGGUUUUUAUGGAACCUUUCACAUGUUCUUCCACAGAAACCUUGGUACUUUAUGUUUACCAGCUCUGAUGAACCAAUUGGUUAUGCUUAUGAUCCCAUCCUUCGGAAAUGGUAUGGCAUUGAACUUCCAUGCAUUGGCACUUCUAAUUGGUUCAUUUCUUCAUCAUGUGGCAUGGUUUGCUUCAUGGACAAUGACAGCAGAAGUGAAUUAUGCAUCUGCAACCCUAUUACCAAAAGCUACAGGACGCUUGAGGAGCCUCCGGGUUCAAAAUUUUCUGAUUACAGUGCAUUAGCAAUCUCAGUGAACAGGGAAUCUCACAUUUAUACUGUGGCAAUUGUAAAAUCUAAGCAAGUCCCUGGGGACUUUUUCCAGUGGGAUAUCUCAAUUCAUAUAUACAUUUCAGAAAAAGUAACCUGGGUGACCUCUUUAACAGAGGUUUUGACUGGGUGGAGAGGCGGUGAUGAGAGUGUGAUAUGUAAUGGGGUGCUAUACUUUUUAGUUUACUCAACUGGGGGCGGCGCACCAGAAAAUCGUCAUUCCCUGAUUGCAUAUAAUAUGUCCAACAGUUCUUCUCAAGGUAGCUUAACAAGGAGCUUUAUUCCAGUACCUUGUUCUUUAACAUGUGGCCGUCUGAUGAAUCUGAAGGAGAAGCUUGUAAUGGUGGGGGGAAUUGGUAAACCAGAUCGACCUGACAUAAUAAAAGGAAUUGGUAUCUGGGUUCUAAAUGAUAGAAAGUGGGAAGAUGUUGCACGAAUGCCCCACAAAUUCUUCCAAGGUUUUGGAGAGUUUGAUGAUGUUUUUGCUAGCAGUGGUGCAGAUGAUCUGAUAUAUAUUCAAAGUUAUGGAGCUCCAGCGCUUCUCAUAUAUGACAUGAACCACAAGCAAUGGAAAUGGUCACAGAAGUGCCCUGUGACAAAAAGGUUCCCGCUGCAGCUUUUUACUGGUUUUUGCUUUGAGCCCAGGCUUGAAAUUGCUCCAUAGUUCUCCAUACUAUCAAUAGCUGCUAUUGAGACUUGUCUCUAAGAUUUCUGCCCAUUUUUCUUCUAUUGUUCUUUACCUUAAAAUUUAAUAUGAUUUCAGUGUUUUGACAGUUCAUACAAAUGUACUCGCUGAUAAAACUGCUUAUUCAUGGAU
This is a messenger RNA of Gastrolobium bilobum, 1521 nucleotides long. RefSeq names its product F-box/kelch-repeat protein At3g61590. Bases 154 to 1368 code for a protein of 404 amino acids. The transcript has a single exon. Lineage: Eukaryota; Viridiplantae; Streptophyta; Magnoliopsida; Fabales; Fabaceae. Gene Ontology annotation, molecular function: protein binding. The record is from RefSeq and is a predicted model, not a curated record.